UGUGACACCGUCGAUAAAUAUAUAUCUAUUUGUUCUACUGAACUUUUUAACCGCAAAGAAUUUUCAUGUCAGAAAUGGAACACCACACAUGUAAUUUAAGAUAAGACUUUAUUGUCAUUGUCACUUUGAAAGUUACAACGAAAUUAAAAGGCUAAAUAACAGUUAUCCCACCAAGAACUACAUCCCAAGUAACAUCCUCCAUGUGCUUCAGUGUCCUUCUCAAGGACACUUUACACAGGGGAUUGAACCCUGAGAACAUCCAGGUCGACGUGUCCGUGUGGGAGUUGAUGGGAGUUCGUAUGGAGGGUUUUAUCCCUGCGGUCACACUGCCACUGCUACUAACUGUGGUUUUUUAUCUUGGCCCAUUGGUUCAUUCUGCGAUGGACAACCCUGGUGGUUUCACUGUGGAACUGCAUUCUGCAUUGGACGUUCAGUCAUGGAGGUCAUGUGCAGGAGACGCAGUGUGGCUCAGGAACCAGGUGGUGGCACCAGUGACGGAGGAGCUGGUGUUCCGAGGGGCCAUGUUGCCCAUGCUGGUGCCCUGCGCAGGACCCACUGGGGCCAUCUUUAUGGCACCACUGUUCUUCGGUGUUGCUCAUUUCCACCAUAUCAUAGAGCAACGGCGCCUCCACAAAGAUAGUAUGAGUGUCAUCCUCCUGGUGGCAGGAAUGCAGUUCUUGUACACCACUGUGUUCGGUGCCUUCUCUGCCUUUAUAUUCAUGAGAACUGGUCAUGUAGUGGGCCCAGUUGUGUGCCAUUCUUUCUGUAACAGUCAGGGCCUGCCUGACAUCAGCUCUGCCCUCCAACACCCUCAGCGCUCAGCUCUGCUCUUCUCUUAUCUCAUGGGAGUCCUGCUGUUUGUGGUGCUGCUCUUCCCACUGACAGACCCCUUCUUCUACGGCACCAUUCCCGUCUGCCGCCUGGCUCCUGCCCCUGCGUCUGUGUGUUAGAUUUAAUACACUUUGUUA
Messenger RNA from Paralichthys olivaceus (Japanese flounder), 968 nucleotides. Its product is annotated as CAAX prenyl protease 2-like. The record is from RefSeq and is a predicted model, not a curated record. Gene Ontology annotation, biological process: CAAX-box protein processing. NCBI's taxonomy places the organism in Eukaryota, Metazoa, Chordata, Actinopteri, Pleuronectiformes, Paralichthyidae. Gene Ontology annotation, cellular component: endoplasmic reticulum membrane. Gene Ontology annotation, molecular function: metalloendopeptidase activity.